Molecule: messenger RNA, 576 nt
Organism: Tripterygium wilfordii
Lineage: Eukaryota; Viridiplantae; Streptophyta; Magnoliopsida; Celastrales; Celastraceae
Product: spore coat protein YeeK-like
Exons: 1
Coding region: 1-576 (191 amino acids)
Source: RefSeq, a predicted model, not a curated record
AUGGGCACUCGAGGCUUGUUGGCCUUGAGUGGGGAUCAACAUGUAGCGGAUGCUGCAGGAUCUACAGGGGUCUUAUUGUUGCUUUGGAUGAUUGUCAUAUCAGUGACCAUCAUAUCGAUGGUAGUAUUCGCUUGUGGAGAUUGUGGUGAUGAUGAAUCUAACAAGAAAAAGAAGAGGCAUUCAAUAAGUUGCUACUGCUGCGGUGGAGGCGAUGGUGGUGGAGAGGACGGUGGUGAUAGAGGAGGAGACGUCGGUGGAGAUGAUGGCGAUGGUGGUAGCGAAAAUGAUGGUGGUGUUGGCGACAGUGGAGGAAACGGUGAUGGUGAUGGUGGCCACGGCCACGACCAUGGUGGUGGUCAUCAUCAUGGCGAUGUCGGUGGUGGUCAUCAUCAUGCUCAUGAUGGUGGUGGUCAUCAUUAUGUCCAUGACAGUGGUGCUCAUCAUCAUGCUCAUGUGCCCCAUCAUCACAUCCAUGACGGCGGUGCUCAUCAUCAUCACGUCCAUGACGGAGGUGCUCAUCAUCAUGUUGGAGGCCAUGAUAUUGGUGGUCAUCACGGCCCCGUUGGUGGUUUUUGA